Molecule: messenger RNA, 2982 nt
Organism: Malassezia globosa CBS 7966
Lineage: Eukaryota; Fungi; Basidiomycota; Malasseziomycetes; Malasseziales; Malasseziaceae
Exons: 2
Coding region: 1-2982 (993 amino acids)
Biological process (GO): mRNA splicing, via spliceosome
Cellular component (GO): cytosol; U4/U6 x U5 tri-snRNP complex; U2-type catalytic step 2 spliceosome
Molecular function (GO): U5 snRNA binding; GTP binding; GTPase activity
Source: RefSeq, a predicted model, not a curated record
AUGGACGAUUACGACGAGUUUGGCAAUUAUAUCGGGCCAUUGUCCGACUCGGAGUCGGAAGAUGAACAGCAGCAGUCAGAGGAGCUACUAAGCGAACGGCCUGUAGGUGCACAUGCAGAUGCAGAUGCAGAUGGUGGCUCGGCAAAUGAUGCGAAUGAUGCAGUGAAUGAUGACGCUGAGGUGCAUAAUGAAAAUGGCGCACUAGUGAUGCAGGUCGAUGAGCCUGCGUCUAAUGCCAUUGUUCUUCAUGAAGACAAGGUGUACUAUCCAAGCGCUGCGGAGGUGUAUGGCGAUGAUGUCGAGACUCUGGUGCAGGAGGAAGAUGCACAGCCACUAACGCAGCCGAUCGUAGAGCCGGAGCGCGUGCGGCGCUUCGUCAUUGAAGAGCAGGGGUUGCCGGAAGUGCGCUAUGAGCGGCGAUUUCUUUUGGACAUGAUGCAGUUUCCCGAUAUGGUGCGCAAUGUGGCUGUUGUGGGCCACUUAUCUCACGGCAAGACGAGUCUUGUGGAUAUGCUGGUGGAAGAGACUCACCGCGUGGAUGUUGAUGCGGAAAAACCACUCCGCUACACAGAUACACAUGUGCUGGAGCAGGACCGGGGACUGUCGAUCCGAGCGACGCCCAUGUCGUUCGUGCUCUCGAAUACGCGAGGCAAGAGCUUCCUCGUCCACAUGAUGGACACACCAGGCCACACAAAUUUUCAGGACGAAGUAACGGCCUCGCUUCGGCUCGCUGAUGGUGUCGUGCUGGUCGUCGAUGCCGUCGAGGGGGUUAUGUGCAAUACGGAGGCGAUCAUCCGCUUCUGCGUACGUGAGCGUAUGCCCAUGGUGCUGGUCAUCAACAAGCUCGAUCGUUUCGUGCUUGAGCUGCGCUUGCCGCCGGCCGAUGCCUACUUCAAGCUUCAGCACACGUUGGAGGAAAUCAACAGCAUUGUGGGUGAUGCAUCCGGCGGCGAUCCGGGUCUGCGACUGAGCCCUGAGCUAGGAAAUGUGGCGUUUGCAUCGACGCAGGCGGGCUACUGCUUUACGCUACGCAGCUUUGCACACUUGUAUGCAGAACGCGUGCCGGUGGAUACGGAGGCGUUUGCACAGCGUCUAUGGGGCCAAAUGUACUAUGACAAGUCGUCACGCAUCUUUACGCGCACGCCACCGUACGCAGAGGCGCCACGCAGCUUUGUGCAGUUUGUUCUCGAGCCACUGUACAAGUUGUACACGCUUGUCAUUAGUGCAGACACAGAGUUGCUGCGCAAGACACUGUCGUCCUUGUGCCUGCAACUGCCAGCCGCCGCAUUCAAGAUGGAUGUUCGUCCGCUGCUGAAGCUGGUCUUGAAUGGCUUCCUAGGGAAGGCGACAGGACUCACCGAUAUGCUCGUGGAGCACCUACCCCAUGCGGCUGAGGGUGCCGUAGCCAAAGUGGCUGCGACCAGUACGGCGCCUACCGAGUCUAAAUGGACAGAGGCGAUGGCACGAUGCGAUGCAGCUGGACCGCUGUUGAUUCAGAUCACAAAAGUGUACCCAACGACAGAUGCGACCGAGUUUCGUGCAUUUGGGCGUGUCCUAAAUGGCACAGUGUCGCAUGGGCAGUCAGUCAAGGUCCUGGGGCCCACGUACACACCGGAUAAUGAAGAGGAUAUGGCUGUGGCGACAGUGAGCGAUGUGUGGGUGGCCGAGGCCCGAUACGUCGUCAGGGCUGACAAGGUGCCAGCGGGGAACUGGGUGCUGCUGGGUGGCAUUGACGCCACCAUCGCCAAAUGCGCGACGGUAUGUGAUGCAGCAUGGCCUGCAGCCGAUACGCAUGUGCUGCGACCUGUUACGCAUAUGACAGAGAGUGUGCUGAAGGUGGCCAUAGAGCCACUGCACCCAGCAGAGCUGCCAAAGAUGCUGGAGGGACUGCGCAAGGUCAACAAGUGUUAUCCACUCGUGUCGACGCGUGUGGAAGAAAGUGGCGAACACACGCUGCUAGGCACAGGUGAGCUCUACUUGGACUGUGUGAUGCACGACUUGCGACAGCUGUACGCGGACAUGGAGAUCAAGAUCAGUGAUCCAGUUGUCAAAUUCUGUGAGACGGUCAUCGAGACCAGUGCGGUGCAGUGCUAUGCAGACACACCGAACAAGCAGAACCGGCUGACAUUGAUUGCCGAGCCGUUGGAAGAAGGGAUCGCCGAAGACUUGGAGCGGGGUUUGAUCGACCUGCACCAACCGCCACGUGCCUUGGCGCGUGUAUUCCAGGACAGGUACGGCUGGGACACGCUCGCUGCACGGUCCGUUUGGGCAUUUGGCCCUGAUGAGCACGGGCCAAAUGUGCUGAUUGACGAUACGCUGCCUGAGGAUGUCGACAAGCCGCUCUUGUACACGGUGCGUGAGCACAUAAAGCAGGGCUUCCAAUGGGCCACGCGCGAAGGACCGCUGUGUGACGAGCCGAUGCGCGGUGUGAAGAUUCGCAUAACGAAGGCCUCCAUUGCUCAAGAGCCCAUCCACCGCGGUGGUGGACAGGUGAUUCCAACGGCGCGGCGCGCGACGUACGCAGCAUUCCUGCUCGCGACGCCAAGGCUGAUGGAGCCGAUCUACUAUGCAGAGAUCCAGGCACCAGCCGAAUGUGUCAGUACAAUCUACACGCUGCUGGCGCGACGGCGUGGACACGUUACGCACGAUGCGCCGAAAGCCGGCACGCCGUUGAGCACGAUCAAGGCGCUCCUACCUGUGAUGGAUUCGAACGGUUUCGAGACGGACCUACGUGUGAUGACGCAGGGCCAGGCAUUCUGCCUUCAAAUGUUCCACCACUGGGCUGUUGUGCCGGGUGAUCCGAACGAUACGUCCAUCCCGCUACGACCGCUGGAGCCAGCGCCACCAUUGGGCCUUGCACGCGACUUUGUGCUGAAGAUGCGCCGACGCAAGGGUCUCGGCGAUACGAUCGCUGUGUCGUCGUACCUUGAGCAUGACAUGGCUGUGGCGCUGGCGCAAGCCGGCAUGGAUGUCACGGCGUAA